Microtus oregoni (creeping vole) is the source of this 5321-nucleotide messenger RNA. RefSeq names its product cytochrome b5 reductase 4. The record is from RefSeq and is a predicted model, not a curated record. NCBI's taxonomy places the organism in Eukaryota, Metazoa, Chordata, Mammalia, Rodentia, Cricetidae. Gene Ontology annotation, cellular component: endoplasmic reticulum. Gene Ontology annotation, molecular function: oxidoreductase activity; heme binding. The transcript is spliced from 16 exons. Gene Ontology annotation, biological process: superoxide metabolic process; generation of precursor metabolites and energy. The coding region runs from base 128 to 1690 and encodes 520 amino acids.
GUGGGUCGGGGGCUUGGCCUCUGCCCGGCCGCGGAGCCGGAGCAGGCGGUGGUGGCCGCUGGGGGUCCCGCCAGGCGAUCCUGUCUGGUGGCGGAACCCGGACGCGGCCCGGGUCGCGGGGCCCAGGAUGCUGAACGUCCCUUCCCAGGCUUUCCCGGCCCCCGGCUCCCAGCAGCGCGUCGCCUCCCAGGGGCGCAGCAAGGUACCUUUAAAGCAAGGCAGAAGUCUUAUGGACUGGAUUCGACUGACCAAAAGUGGAACAGACUUAACCGGACUGAAAGGCAGGCUAAUCGAGGUAACUGAAGAGGAGCUUAAGACACACAACAAGAAAGACGACUGUUGGAUAUGCAUAAGAGGGCUUGUUUACAAUGUCAGCCCCUAUAUGGAGUAUCAUCCUGGCGGGGAGGAUGAGCUGAUGAGAGCAGCAGGAGCAGAUGGAACGGAUCUUUUUAAUGAGGUUCAUCGUUGGGUCAAUUAUGAAUCCAUGCUGAAAGAAUGCCUGGUUGGCAGGAUGGCUGUGAAGCCUGCUGUUCCAAAAGACUGCCAUGAAGGAAAGAAAGUCUUAAAUGGCAUGCUUCCCAAGAGCCAAGUGACAGAUACACUGCCCAGGGAAGGCCCUAGUUCUCCAAGCUAUGACUGGUUCCAAACAGAGUCCUCAGUCACCAUUGCUAUAUACACCAAACAAAAGAAUAUCAGUUUAGACUCAGUAAUGGUUGACCUCCAGGGUGACUCCUUGAGAGCAGAAACUUUUAUCCAGGAUCAUUCUUAUCUUAUACAUAUUGGGCUAAGCCAUGAAGUUCAAGAAAAUUUUUCUGUACGGGUCAUUGAGAAUGUUGGAAAAGUAGAUAUUGUCCUGCAAAAGAGAGAAAAUAUUUCUUGGAAAUGUCUUGGUCAGCCCUUGGAGAAGCAUGAUUCCUUUAUCCCAAAGAAAGAUACAGGCUUGUCCUACAGAAGGUGCCAGCUGAUUUCCAAGGAAGAUGUUACUCAUGAUACAAGACUUUUCUGUCUGAUGCUGCCUCCAAGUACUCACCUUCAGGUGCCAGUUGGGCACCAUGUUUACCUCAAGCUCAGUGUCACAGGUGCAGAAAUAGUAAAGCCAUACACACCCGUGUCUGCCUCCUUACUCUCAGGCUUUAGAGAACCAGUUCCUCCCCCAAAUAAAUACAUCUACUUUCUGAUCAAAAUCUAUCCUGAUGGACUCUUCACACCAGAGCUUGAUCGUCUUCAGAUUGGAGAUUUUGUUUCUGUAAGCAGUCCCGAGGGCAAUUUUAAACUAUCUAAACUCCAAGAAGUAGAAGAUCUGUUUUUAUUGGCAGCUGGAACAGGCUUCACACCGAUGGUUAAUGUGCUGAACUACGCUUUGACUUGCGUGUCCAGUCUCAGGAAGGUGAAAUUGAUGUUCUUCAAUAAAACAGAGGAUGAUAUAAUUUGGAGAUGCGAACUAGAGAAAUUGGCAUUUAAAGAUAAAAGAUUUGAUACUGAAUUUGUUCUCUCAGCACCUUCUCCAGAAUGGAAUGGCAAACAGGGGCAUGUGUCACCAGCUCUUCUCUCUGAAUUUUUACAAAGAAGUUUAGAAAACUCCAGAGUCUUCCUUUGCAUCUGUGGACCAACACCAUUUACAGAUGAGGGGAUAAGGUUGCUGCAUGAUCUUAACUUUUCCAAUGAUGAGAUCCACGGAUUCACAGCAUAAUAAAACGCUGCCAUUGUCUUUUAUUCAACUAGUUUAUAUUUGUGAUCACCUAGGAUUUUUUUAAAAGAAUUUUUGUAUGUACGAAAGGUUAACCAGGCUUCCAUUUCCAGAAUGAAGUCGUGUGUCUUCAGUAUAGGUAACUUGGUUUAAUUUUGUACCGUGGCUUCUUUUACUACUGAUGCCUAACCCGGAACGUCAAUCAUGGCAGCAGACGCAUACAAACAAGAGCCUUUGUUAUGACCUGCAAGUUUUCCUUACCACUGAAAUUGUAUCACUGUUCUGCAAUAAACACUUGUAUUUUAUGACAUGAUAAAGUAAGUAAUCAUUUUGAUCACUUUCUAUGCUGCAAGAUGUCUUCUGAGCAAUAUAGAUUAAAUUUUACACUGUACUGUUUACUCAGGAAUUGAUGGUGUAUGUCACUAUUAUUAAAACAUGUAAUGCUGUAACUAUUGGUGAUCUAGUUCUGUGGGUGUCCAUGGCAUUGGUACAGAGUAGAAUAAAAUUAUACUCCCAUACUUUUAUUCUCUGUGUUAGACAUGUGACUGAAAUGGAGUGUCUGUCUUAAAGGGAAUUUUCUUUACUUAUUUGUUUAUUUUUUCAGAGUCUCACUUAGUAGCUUCGACUGGGCUAAAAUUUGCUAUGUAGCCCAGCAUGGCCUGAAACUUGCAGUGAUCUUCCUGCUUCUGCCUCCUGGUGCGUGCUCCAGGUGUGUGCUCCCAUGCCCAAGUUUAAAGGAGAUUUUAAAGACACCAGUAGAGUUCAAUAUCCAAGCCCCAGAUGGUAGAAGAAAACUAACUCCUGCAAGAUAUUCUCCACGUUCUCGGAGUGGCAGUGCACUCCCUGCCUGUGCACAUACAAAUCUAAAUAAAUAUAAUUUUUAAAAAUGUUUUAAGAUACCAAUAAAAAAUACUGGAAGUGCUUCCUUCACACUUGUAGCCUGGGACUAGGUGUAUAAAGAGCUUGCCAGAACCCUAGCAACUGUUUCUAAGCCCAGACCAAAGGUGUCAGCAAAGGUUGAAGAGUGGCAUCCAGCCCAUGGCCUGGGACAAUCGUUCAUCCUUCUGCAGCUCAUCCACACCGGCUGGGAAGAGGAGGAACAUUCUGUCCUCGGAGGUUCUCUCCAGGCUGGCUGCUUCUCCAGCAACUGGCAGAUGAGCAGGGAGCCCUGUUGACUCUGGUAUGGGCAGUCUUCAAAUCCUUCCAAGCCUGGAACCAAGCAGAGGAUGAAGAGCUUUCCAGAAGGACGUGUUGGAUGCAUAAAUGGCUGGUGCUCUCCUAAUCCACGCAGCAGCAGUGUUUAUACAGACAGAGCUGGGAGGAGUCCCUGGUUUUCCAUGAAUGGUUUUGUAAGUCGCUACCAUCUCUGAAUGAGUGCCCAGCACAUUAGCACUUCCCAAAGGACCGACCAGGACGCUGCAUGUGUAAUCUCUGCUGGCAAAUGGCUGCUUGAACACCCAUUCCUAUCCCUGUGUCUUCCUCUUCCCUCUUCCGAGGCUGGAGUCCAGCAGCUCAACUGCAGCCGUGCUGCUCACAGGGACUUCAGAUCCUUGUUACCCCUCAUCUCUUUCCCCUGGAAGGAGGUGUGUACCAUCUUCUUUUUUUUUCUUUCAGUAAUUCGUUGGUAUUUUGUCAAUUAACUUUCUUUCAUGAGUGCCUUGAUGUUCCAUCUCUUCUAAUCGUCUUUGUCCUCCACUCCUGUUCCGGUUCCCCUCUGCUGGAUCUCUUCUUUGUUCCUCUUUUUUUGUGCUUUAGAGCAAAAGAAAAGCCAGAAGCCCUGCAGAUAAUUUCUGCUCACAUAUUGGUUUGCACAUUAGUUUUUUAAAAAAAAGUGUGGUUUUUGCCCAUUUGUUGAGUGGAUAAUUUAUUUUUCAGGUGCUUUUUAUUUUAAAAAAAAUUCUUUGUCUAUUCUAGAUGUUAAUCCCCUGUCAGUGAAGUAGCUGGCAGAAAUGUUUUUCUCCCAUUUUGUAGGAUGCCUGACUGUCACCACUGAUUGUUCUGGUUGCUGUGCAGAAUCUUUUCAUUCCAUUUGGCAACUCUUGCUAUCAUUUUCUGAACUAUUGGAGUCCUAUUCAGGAAGCCCUUGCCUGUACUGUCAGUGUUUUCAGUGUUAAAUUAAAGCCUUUGGUUUAUUUAGAAUUGAUUUUCUGUGGUUUUUCUACAGCAGCUGUCUACUUUCCCCAGAAUCGCUGCCUUUUUCUUGGGUGUGUUUCUGGUGACUCUGUUGUAAAUCAGAUGUGUGUAGCUGCAUGGGUUUAUUUCUGGGACUUGCUGUGUAGGAAGUUUAAAGCCUACCAGGCAGAGUGAGCCAACCUGGAGUCUGCCUGGUACUGUCAGCGGUCCUCAUGCCUUGCCAGUGAGGGGCAACCAUGUGACAUCAAUGGAUCAGAAUGCCUGGGCGCUGGGAGGGUAUAUAAGGUUUUCCCUGUUGCUAAAUAAAUGAGUCUGCUGUAUUCCUUUCACCAGACUCUUGUCAUCUGUGUCGCUCAUGCAGGGCCUUCUCACCCCCCACUCAGGAAGACGUUAGGACCCAGCUACAUACGUGUCUUUUUUUGUGCUAAUAACAUGCUGGGUGUGUUACUCUAGUGCUGCAGUGUAGUUUUGAGUCAGAUAUUGAGGUGCUCUUGGCUAUUUGGGUGUGAUGGUUUGGAUGAGAAAUGUCUCCUAGAACCUCUGGUAUUUGAACACUUGGUUCCCAGUUGGUGGCACUAUUUGGGGAGGAUUGGGGUGUGGCCUUGAUGGAGGAAGUAUGUCACUGCUGGUGGUGACUUUGAGAGUAUAUAGCCUCACUCCAUUUCCAGCUCAUUCUCUAUUUUGUGCUUGUGGUUGAGGUUGAACUCCCAGCUUCCUACUGCAGCCGUCAUGCCUCCCGCCAUGAUGAACUCCAGCCCUCUGCAACCAUAAGCCAAAGUAAACCUUCCCUCCAUCAACUGCUUCUGGGCAUGGUGUUAUCACAGCAAUAGAAAAGUAACCAGUGCUUUGGGUACCUUAUGUACUUAGGAUUGUGUUGUCUAUUUCUGUGAAGAAUGUCGUUGGAAUGCUUGGUUUUUUUUUUUUUAACACAUUUUUGUUUUAAUUUACUGCUGCUACCAGAAAAGAUCACCACAAGCUUAAUGGCUUUAAACUGCAUGCUUGUGUCAUUUCCUGAUUCAGGGUGACUCACCUGGGUCCUCUGCAGAAGCCCAGGAAGGAUUGUGAGUCAGGGUGGGCUCUUCCCCAGAGGCUCCAAGGACAUUUGUUCUCCCAAACUCCUCCAAGUACUAACACGUGACCAGAGCAUCUCUCCCCCGGUCUGCAGGGCUCCUUGCAGCAGCAGUAGGACCGCCCUCAUUUCCUUCAUGGCCAGUUUGCUUCUAGAAGCUGCAUAUAUUCCUGCUGCUUUCCACAUGGCCUGCUUCCAGAACUGCCUGUGUCCUGCUCAGACACUGAAACUCUAAGUUCUUCCUGCCAUAGCUUUCUUUCCCCAGCCAGAGAAGACCCGUGGCUUUGAAAGAGCUCUUGUAUUUAGGACAGACCUACCCAGAUGAACAAGGUGGCCUCUCUACUUUGAAGGUCUGUAAUCUGUUUCCCCACGUAACAGAGCAUAAUCAAAGGUUGCAUGCCUUAAGGUAUUGGAUCUGAACUGUCCAUUGGU